CGGUGGUAGGUGGUGGACGGCGGACGGCCAUCGGUCGCGGUUCAGUAAUCGUUAGCGAGCCUCGCGACCAGCCGCCCCACGCGGCCCCGCGCGCCACGCUAAUCAAAUAAACCCGCCACAUCGGAACGCGCACACGUAUACGCGUAAGCCGAUAACGAUGUGACGCAAGGAUGCCGCCCGGCCAACUCACCGAUGAGGCAACGGACGCGUUCACGAUCAUCAACCACGACGAUGUCGAGCGAUCCGACGGUGACGUCACGAUCGUCGAGAAUCUGUUGUUGCCGAAGAACGUAAACAUUGUGAAGCCGCUGCAGCGCGAUGAGGAUUGCUCGCCUCUCGACGGCACUACGGGGGAGCGAAUGACGGGGAGCAUGGCCGCACCGGUCGCGCCGCAGACCAUUCUCGAUCCGAAGUUCACGAGAGCGCUCGACUUCAAACUUCGGAGGCUGAAAGAUAAAGAAAUACUCCAAGCGAACCUACGCCGCCCGACGCGUUACAAGCCACGAAACGGCAUGCUAACUUCAUCUAACCAAUCCAAUCCGAACAUCAGCACGAAAGAACACCUGCCAAACGGCAAACUGAGCCAUUCACACCCAAGAAUCGACAUUAUCCCCCCCGAAAAUGGAAAGAAGCUAUUUCCUAAGAUCGACAAGAGUCCUUCACCAGGGCAGAAGAGCAGAUCAAAAAAUGGUUCCGAGAGCGAUAAGCCUCGUUUCAUCACGACCGUCAAGACUGGAACGUUUCUACUGCCGCCACCAGAAGUUGCAACUUUACUCGGAUUGGAGACCCUAUAUCCGAAACAAGAGCGAGAGAAGAUAGUGUAUUCUUACGCAAGCAAACCGAAGGCCUUGACAUCUCGCGCAAAACGAAGCGUGCCUGAGAAAAGAGAAGAAAUUCUGCCCAACGGUGGUCCUAAUGUUCCAAUAAAACGACCGAACGCCGGUGAAAUGUUCAGUGGCGUCAGAGCCCUAAUCGCUGGCGUUGUCGGAAUAAGUAAUCUCGCUGGGAAGCCGCAAAAUGGCAGCAUUACCGCGAACCAGAACACGAACCUGAUGCACGACAAGAGGGUAGUACGUGGUAGCACUUAUGCUUCACAUCCUCAAGCUGCCGGUGAUGGAGUGGAGAGCGCGGCAGCCAGGGCGGCCCGGACCCGGCGCCGGGCGCUGGCGAAACGCGCCGCGGCCGCCCGCCUCAGACCAGGAACUCCGCCCCCGGCCCCCGGUCGGAGACAUCACCCCAUACAAACUGAAUAUUACCUGGAAGAGUUAUUCGACAAAGGCGUUGAAAUGGAAGUCGGUGUACAGACCGAUCUGUUUCUCGAUCGUCCCGCCACUCCAAUAUAUGUUCCCGCCAAAACUGGGGCUGAUGCUAGCACACAGAUCUACCCUGGGGAUCUCUUCGAUUUUGACUUGGAAGUGCAGCCGAUAAUUGAAGUGCUGAUCGGCAAAACGACAGAGCAGGCCUUGGCUGAAGUGGCCCAGGAGGAGGAGCUGGCGACACUGCGCGAGCAGCAGCGCCGGUACUGCGAGCUGCGGGACGCCGAGCGCGCCGAGAGGCAGAGGCUCGCCGCCCAACACCUGAGGCUGCACGAAGAGAAGGAAAGACGGGUCACCGAGGCGGAAGCCGCCCAAAUAGCGGCCAUUGAAGCGAGAGAGCGUACCGCCGCUGCUGUACUCGUGCAAGGAUACAUAGCUGAACUCCUGCCUUCAGUGCUGGCUGGUUUGAGAGACCAAGGAUAUCUGGUGGAGAGAAUAGAGAGAGGAGUCGAUGAAGAGUUCAUGCCUUGGCUGGUGAAGGAAGUGUCACUGGAGAUCGAGUCCAUCAUCACGAGUCGUGACGUCAUCACGGAAAUCGUACGUGACGUGGUGGAAGCCAGAGGAGAACUGUACAGAAACGUUGCUGAGAGAGAGGAGAAUGAACAGGGGAGGAACGAGCCCGAGGACAGCAUCACUCACCCCUCCGCCGUGUCUGAGGAGGGGGAGGAAGAGCAUCUCGAAGAAUGACAAGACGUCGCGAAACAAAUAAUUACCUAAAUUAAACUAAUGAGGUCCUUUAGAGAAUAUGUAGUAUUAUUUAAAAGUAUUUAAAAUAAAUUGUCAAUUUUUUUAUAAGACGAAUAGAAAAUUUGGCUCGUAUUAUUAAAUUCAAUGAGGUUUAUAUAUAAUCAUGUUUAUAAUGUUUAUUUGUGUUGUUGUGCCUUUUUAAAUAUGCACUAGUUUAAAUAUACAUGCAUUAAAUUGGCAUCAAAUCUCUAUUUUGUUUGCAAAACAGUAUGGGUUAAGUAAUUGAUUUGUCAACCGCAGAGAGGAAGGAAGUGAGCAAAGAGGAUACGUUAAUGUCGCUUAUUUAUUCAUAUUAUGCAUAUAUUUUGAGAUCCAGAAUUUGUCACAAAAUAAAUAAUUGUUUGCUGAUAAGUUUCUCACUUUGAUAAAAACUCAAGAACAAACGUUUUAUCACAUUUCAUUUCGCUGCUUUUGAAUAAAAACAUUUUUCAAUACAUACAAUUUUAAUGCUCCAAAAGACAUGAUUAGAGUUUUAACAAUUAACUUCUUUUAAUCAAUAAAUAGGUGUUUUACUAAAAGCGGCCUUAUUUUACUGAUUCUUUUACUUUUUAAUAAUAAUUUAAAAACAAACCCUGCUAUUGCAAGUUACUUCUUUAAAACCUUUUUCUAGUGUCCGUGAUGUAAGCAAUAAACUUUUUAUUCAAUCGGUACCUAAAGAUGAUAAAAGGUUUAUUGUUUUUUUAUAAUUUUUUAACAAAUUAUACAAGUAGAUAGAAUCUAAUUCAGGCCGUAACUGAACAAAUACAAACACAAUGACGCAAAGGUCAACUUUCAUAACCAUGCAAAACCACGUUCUGUCAAUUCUUCCAAAAAACCAAUCCUCUAACCUCUACCUUUGUAGUAAUUGAACGCCAACUUAGAAUAAACUAAUGGGCAUUAACAAAAAUACAUUAGUACUUCGCGAAUCUAUAAUUCAUUUGAGUUUAACGCGAUGUCAGGAGAUAUUUGUUGUGUUAAAGCUUGGCCAUACACAUGCACUUCAUUUCUAUUUACUUGUGUUCGCCCAUACCUUAAUCAUUCAAUCAUGUCCAUUAUAUUUAGUUACACUUUCUUUUUUUUAUUGAUUUUAAAGGUGUAAAAAAAUAAUAUUAUUUCAUAAUUUUCUUAUUUUGAUUGGUAACACAAAAGCUCCUAAAAAAAGGAAAUUCGUUGAGAAACCGGGGAGGACAUGUUAUUUAAUUGGUUUGUGUAUUUUUAAAGAAAAACAAAUAAAUACUUCCAAAUUAUAUAUACUGAUAAGUGGAAUUUGGUUGACAAACACAAAGAAAAAUAACUUUUUUUUCAUAUUUCAAUAAAUAGAUUAAGUCGUUGUCAACAUGCAAAAUUCUUAGAAAAUUCUAGUAGGUACCUACUUACCAGUCAGUAUUAGUGACUUAUUUAGUUAAUAAUUAGAGCAUAUUAUCAAAGUUUAGAAUUUUAUAAACUGUAUUAUAAACUUACGUAGAUGUUAACUGUCUUGUUGAUUUAAAAUAAAGAUUAUUAGUGAA
Molecule: messenger RNA, 3550 nt
Organism: Bombyx mori (domestic silkworm)
Lineage: Eukaryota; Metazoa; Arthropoda; Insecta; Lepidoptera; Bombycidae
Gene: Rsph3
Product: radial spoke head protein 3 homolog
Exons: 9
Coding region: 171-2003 (610 amino acids)
Cellular component (GO): cilium
Source: RefSeq, a predicted model, not a curated record